This is a messenger RNA of Ustilaginoidea virens, 2340 nucleotides long. RefSeq lists its product as uncharacterized. The transcript is spliced from 4 exons. Lineage: Eukaryota; Fungi; Ascomycota; Sordariomycetes; Hypocreales; Clavicipitaceae. The record is from RefSeq and is a predicted model, not a curated record. Bases 1 to 2340 code for a protein of 779 amino acids. Gene Ontology annotation, molecular function: protein binding.
AUGAGGGCGAAUCUGGCCCGUCAUGGUCGCCGUCUCCUCGUCCACCCGAAGGCUGCCACGCCAGCCUGCCUCCCCCACGCGAACGUUGCCCGACGACGGGCGGUCUCACGACCCCCGGUGCGCAGAGGAUUCGAGCGGACCUUGUUCAAUGGCUUGUUCCAGAAGCCGCCGCGGGAGAUCCGGCAGCCAGAGUACGAACCGGGUUGGAUGCAAGUCAUGGUCUGGCGGAGUCGGGUGCUGGAUAAUCUGCGGCCGCCUCGCAGGACGGAGUUGACGGACGCUUGGAGGAAGCUGAUGCGGUCCAAGCUGGAGCGGAGGGUGCCGAUGAACAGCACACAGGCUUUGCAGUGCUGUCGGUUGUUGAAAUAUCUCUCCGCGAGCCGGAGCGGCGGCGACAAUCAGCAGCAGCAGCAGCAGCAGCAGCAGCAGCAGCAGCAGCAGCACCAGCCGAACGAGUCGCUAUCUGCAGCCGACUUGGCCAUGGCCCGACAGGUUCUUUUGGAGAUUGAGCCGCAAGAAAGAACCAAAAAUCACAUCGAUUUCGCCAAAGAACUGCACGCGGUAUGGCUGUCGGGGAAUCACCCCCACGAGCCGCCGAGUGCCCAUGAGCUACAGUGGAGCUAUCUCGUCAAGAGUAUGUGCGAGUACGGCGCCGCGGAAGAAGCGCUACGGAUGAUCAAGGCAGAGUGGGAAAAUCCAGUCUACCGCGCACGCUUGGUCGAGAGAGAUUGCCUCUUAGAAUCCGUCUGCCGGGGCCUUGCAAGAGAGGGCAGGGAGCGGGAGCUUGUCGACGUGGCCAACUACGCGAUAGAGCACGGGAUCCCGUACGAUGCCGGCAUCCAAUGCGUCUUGGUGGAAUUCUUUGCUAGCAGAGACCGCGUGGCCGAGACUCAACACUGGCUGAAUCAACCCAUCAGUCAAAAGUACUCGCGGGUCCAGGUUUACCGCGCCGUGGCGUCUCUGGCCAGGCGAAAGAACCUACAAGAAUGGGCGGUGCCUCUCUUCCUCGAACUAGGGCAAUCCCAACCAGGACCAAAACACUGGGACGCAAUCCUGCAAUCGAUCCUGCUCCUGGGACGAGACCUACCCGAAGUGGAAGCCAUGAUGUCGCACAUGGUCGACCACAGCGGCCCGCUCAGCGCUACCACCAGUACCAUGAAUGGCCUGCUGUCAGUUGCCCUCGAGACGCGAGACACAAGGUUGGCGGAAAACAUCAUCGCGCUCGGGCUGGAGAAGGGAUUGGUCGCAGACGGAGAGACGCAUCUCAUUCUGCUCGAACUACGGCUUGAAACCGGCGACCUGGCAGGGGCAAAACAAGCCUACGAACAGGUCGGCUACUCCGAACCUUGGGCCACCGAAUCGGGAUCCGGCAUCUUCAACAACUUUCGACGAUUGUCCAACCGAUUUCUGACGCUGCUGUCUCGGCAAGUACCCCCAGACUUUGGGCUGAUCCUCGGCCUCAUCCGGGCUGUCGAGGAGGAGCAGAUGCUGCUGGACCCAGAAACGUUGAUCUCUUGUCUGUCCACUCGUUCCACUAUAGCGAGCAACAACGGCAAGUCGUGCAAAACGCCUUUGUCGCAUUCUGCCUCGACUCUGGCGUCAGCACGUCUCGCGCUUGGGGGGGCAUACCAACUCCUCCAGCAGCUCUUCCAAGACACGAGCUUGGAGCUGCGGAUGAAGCUCAUGGCGGCCUUUUUCGACCGCGGCCGACCAGACAUGGCCGCGCAUGUUUUCGGACACAUGCGCCAACACCGCAACAAGUCCUACCACCCUACGAUGGAAACGUAUAUUCAGUAUUUGGAAGGGGUCACGCAGCACCCGGACCCCGAGGGGCUCCUGAUGAUACACAAUAUGCUGAAGAUGGACACCACGACGCAGCCAGACACGAGGCUCCACACGGGCCUCAUGCUGGCUUACACGGCUUGCGGCAAGCCAAGCACGGCGUUGGAUUUCUGGUACGAGAUUACCCAAUCCGCGGAAGGGCCGUCGUACGCCAGCCUAGAAGCCGCCCGAGAAAUAUGGGAGAGAAUCGAGAGCAUGGAUUUGGAGGUGCCCCCUGCCGUGUACAACGCCUACGUGGGGGCGAUUGCUGGCAACGGCAACGAAAAGGAAGUUCGUGGCCUGAUUGCCAACAUGGCGUCGUAUGUUGGAUCGGAGCCGGAUUUCAUGACGUUGGCUAUUGCGCACAAUGCACUGCCCGGACAGGAGCUGCAAUCGAGUUUCCGCGACUGGGCCAAGAAAAGCUAUCGCGCGGCAUGGGCGGAGUUGGACAAGGUGAGCAGGCGUCUGGACGAGUUUGGCCUGUGCCGAAUCAAGAUCAAGCGAGUUAUGAAGACGUGA